AUGUCCAGGACACGCGAGGCGAGCGGCGCCUCCACGCCCUCCCUUUCCCAAAACACCACCUCCGUACAGGUCGCCGUGCGCAUCCGUCCUGUCACCUCGGCAGACCACAACAACAUACCGCCACGAUGGCAAAAGAACAUCCUCACCCCCACUUCCGCCAACAGCGUCACCGUCGAACCCGGCUCAGCACCACCAGCGGCUCCAUCCAGCGCAGCAACCGCCUCCUCCUCGUCCUCUUCCACCCAGUCCCGCGAUAAGCGCCAGGCAUUCAGCUUCGACCGCGUAUUCUCCCCCGCAGAUGGUCAGCCACAGAUCUUCACCGUCGCAGAACCCUUGAUCGACCGCUUCAUGGAAGGCUACAACGUCACCAUCCUCGCAUACGGUCAGACCUCCAGCGGCAAGUCCUACACCAUGGGCACCGCUGCAGGCGACGACAUCGACUACGAACCCCUCGUCGCAGGUCGCGCUCCAGACCCGCAGAUGGGCAUCAUCCCACGCGCAGUCGCACGCAUCUUCGCCGCCAUGCGCAACAACAAGUCGUCCGCCAUCCAGUACACCGCCAAAGUGAGCUUCAUCGAGAUCUACAACGAAGACCUCAUCGACCUCCUCGGCGACGCGAUCGACGGCGACGCCCGUCCGCACGUACAGAUCCGCGAGGGCAAGAACGGUCAGAUCAUCUGGAGCGGCCUCCGCGAGCUCAAGGUCAACAACGUUGCCGAGGUCAUGAACCACCUCCUCCAGGGCAGCUCCGUACGCAGGACCAACGAGACCGACAUGAACGCACAGUCCUCCCGCUCCCAUGCCAUCUUCUCCAUCACUCUCACGCAAAAGAAGUGGCAUGGCUCCGGCCCGCCUCCCAACUCGGCGCCCCCCUCCAGCUUCGGCGCCGGCGGAAGGAGCACCCCCGCAGGCCGCUCCGUCUCGAGCCUCUCGCGUGCCUCGGGCAUCCCCAUGGCCGGUCGCGUCGCCUCGCCCUCCUUUGGCCGCAGGACGCCAAGCGGCAUCCCAGGCCUCAGCGGUCGCGCCUCCUCCGCCGGCCUCCGUCCUGCCAGCGUAGCCGGCGGCGAUGUCGGCGCCGACGACUCGGCCACCGCUACCACAGACGGUGAGUGGAUCACUGUCACCAGCAAAUUCCACUUUGUCGAUCUCGCAGGCUCGGAACGCCUCAAGCGCACCGCCGCACAGGGCGAUCGCGUCAAGGAGGGCAUCUCCAUCAACUCGGGCCUCCACGCGCUCGGAAACGUCAUCUCGGCGCUCGGCGACCCGGCAAAGGCAAGGCGCGCCACCCACAUCCCCUACCGCGACAGCAAGCUCACCCGCCUCCUCCAGGACAGCCUCGGCGGCAACGCACAUACGCUCAUGAUCGCCUGCGUCUCGCCAACAGAGUACAACGUCAGCGAAACCGUAAACACGCUCCAGUACGCAAACCGCGCGCGCAACAUCAAGAACAAGGCAGAGCUCAACGAGGUCGAGGUCGGCUGGGACGACAUCGACUACCUCCAAACCCUCGUCCAGCGUCUGCGCAAGGAGCUCAGCCUCAUCAAGGGCCUCGGCAAGGGCCAAAUCGACCUCGACGACCCGCGCAACAAGGACGCAACCCGCUCUACGCAGCGCGAGAUUCUGGCGUGGCAGGACAAGUACGCCUCCUUGAGUCAGAAGCACUCCCAGAUCACCGCAGAAGUAACCCAGCUCCGCACGCAGCUCGAUCCGUCCAAACAAGACGGCACCGAGCAGGACUUCUUCCGCGCCGCAGAACCCAUCAUCGUCGAGUACGAAAAGUCCAUCGACGCGCUCGAGGGCCAGCUCAACCUCACCAAGGCCGCGCUCGCCUACGUCGAAGACAUUGCCAACGAGCGCGAGGCUCAGAUCGAACAGCAGAGCUCCCAGCUCGAGAUCAUCGCCACCGAGCUCGAGGACAAGGAGAACUCGCUCGCAGACCUCCAGUCGCGCCUCACCAAGCUGCAGGAGCGCGAGUCGUCGGCAAACACGUAUGCGCGCGAGCUCGAGGCGCGACUCGAGACCAUCGGCGAGCGCGGCGACACCGACUCGGCCACGCUCGCCGAACUCAACAAGGAGAUCGCGCGCCUCAGAGAGGUCGAGUCGAGUUCCGAGCAGUACAUCCGCGAUCUCGAGGCCAGGAUCGCCGCGAGCGAAGAGUCGGCGAGCAGCCUCGCGCGCAAGGUGGCCCAGAUGGAGGCCGAUGCCGAGAAGCGCGACGACGAGUACCGCAACCUGCUCUCGCGCUUCGAACUGCUCGACAACGGCAAGGAGACCCAGGCCAUGGCCGCAGAGCUCGAGGCAAAGCACGCAGAGCUCGCCCGCCUCGAGACGAGCCUCGCCGAUGCGACCGCCAAGCAUGACAGCCUUGCCGAGCGCUUCGACAGCCUUACUGGCCAGCACGACCAGCUCGCCAGGGCGGCGCACGACCACGAGCAGCAGAAGCAGUUUCUCUCGCACCAGAUCAAGACGCUCCAGCUCGCAGCGGCAGCGGCAAACGCGAGCACCGACACGCCUGCCGUUAGCGAGGACACGCACAGCAGCACAGACAAGGCCGCAGCGACGCUCGAGCAGCGUCUGCUCGAUCUGCACGAGGAGAUGCGCGCGGUGCGCGACUCCGAGUCGAGCAUCCGCGCCGAGCUCGAGCUGACCAAGCAGAAAUACAACGAGUCGCUCGCCGACAUCAACGAGCUCAACUCGCAGCUGACCGAGAUCAAGCUCAACGGCGGUGUGCCCGCACACCUGGACGACGACUCGUUCAAGCUCGACAAGGAUGCAGGUGGCGACGACGAGCAGGUCGAGGUGCUCGACUCGCGCGGCGAUGAGAAUCGGCCGCCACAGACGCCCGGGCGCGGCAGUAGCUCGCAACGCGGCCUCUCGAGCCGCCGAGCGAGCCUGCUGCUCGACACGACCAACCGCCAGUCGCCCAGUCCAUCGAACCGCCUCACGCGCCGCUCCUCGGGCUCUUUUUUAGGCUACAACAAGAGCGACGGCACCCGGUCCACAGCCAUCUCGCCGCUCGCUCACACGCGCACGCGCUCCAUCUCGCAGUCUUCGUCGCUGGAUUUUGCGUCGGCCUUGCCCUCGCAGCUGGCACAGACGCGCGGGCCCAGACCGCUCUCGCUCACGGGAUCCGUUCCGCCCUCGCCUACCUUGCGCGCGUUCGAGCCCGAUUCGGCGGCGAACUAUGAGCGCAAGGUGGCGUCGCUCGAAAAGGAGACCAUGCGGUUGCAGGAGGCGCUCAAGGAGCGUGAUGACGAGAUCCAGGCGCUCGAGUCGACGCUGCGCAGCCGAAAGGACGAGAAUGGCGACCAACAGUUGUUGGAGGUGCCCGCAGCGGCGGUGGGCGUGGAGGCGGGCGCGCUCACGCCUGCGACCGAGAAGGAUCUCGAGGCGAUAAGACGCGUCAUGGCCGAGGGGGCAGCGAGCGAUACGGCGACGGCCGAGAGCGGCACGCAGAUGCUCGAUGAUCUCAUGCGCUCCAUGGCGCGCAAGGAGACGCAGCACCGCGAGAGCGUCGAGACCAUCUCCGCCGAGCUUGACGCGGUCAAGAAGCACAACGAGACGCUCGAGGCGCUCUCGCGCGACCAGAUGGCCAACAUGUCGCUCGAGAUCCAGCAGCUGCGCGCACAGCUCGCCGCCAAGCAUGCGGAGGUGGAUGGUGGCGUGCCCACGUCGAGCGCGAGCAACCGCAGCCUCGCCGACGAGCUAGAGGCUGCCGAGCUCGAGCGUGUCCGGGAGCAACAUGCUGCCGAGGUGGAAGAGCUCAAGCAGCAGCACGCCAAGAAGCUGCAGGAGGCGGCGGAGCAGCAUGCGUCGGCGCUCGGCAGCAGUGCGGAUGCGACGGCGGAGCUGGAAGCUGUUCGCAAGCAGCACGGUGUCGAACUCGCGCGCUCCAGGGAGGGAGCGGAUGCUGCCGCCGCCCGACAUGCGGCGUCGCUCAAGCAGGCGAUGCAGGAGCACGCGGCGCAGAUCGAGGCGCUGCACGCCAGCCAUGCCAAGACGGUGGAGGCGGCGACGAUGGAGCUCGAGGCGCAGCAUGCGUCUGCGCUUGCGCUGGCGGUGCGCGAGGCCGAGGCGGCGGCGCUCGCGCGGCACACGGCCGAGCUCGACGCCAGGGUGUCGGCGCUGCAGAGCGAGCAUGGCGCCAAGCUGGAGCGUGCGCUGCUGGAUGUGCAGGUGGCGAGCGGCGACCGCGACGAGAUGCGGCAGGCGUACGAGGAGCUGCACACCAAGCACGUGGCGCUGGCGAGCAAGGUUGAUAUCGACCCGCACGAGGUGGAGACGCUGCGUGCGGAGCUCAACGAUACCAGCGAUGCGCUCGUCACGCUCGAGGCGGCGUUGACCGAGGCGCAGGAGGAGCGCGACCAGCUGCUCAUCGAGAUCGAGACGAUGCGCCAGGAGAGCGAGGCGCAGCAGGAUGCGUCGGCAGUGGCGGCGACGCCAAACGGCGCGGCGGCGGAUGCGGCGCUGAGGCGCGAGCUCGAGGCACACAGGUCGACGCUGAGCAAGACGCGCGGCGAGAUGAGCAAGCUCAAGGCGGAGCUGGCGGCGGCGCGCGACGAGUGUGUGCGGCACGAGGCGGGGGUCAAGGAGCUGCAGCUGCGGCUGGCGACGUCCGAGACGCGCUCGGUGCGCUCGCACGGCAGCGGGAGCUUCGGGCAGCAGAGUCAGAGCGAGCACGAUGCGGCGGCAGCGGCGGCGGCGGCGAUUGCCAUGACCAACGGCGCGCGUUCGCCGGUGAAUGGCCGGCGCACCUCGGACUACGAGCCGGGCAUGCUGGAUCUGCGAAGCCACCGACCGAGUCUGGGGUCGGUCAAGCCUCCGCCGCCGACGCCGCCGCCCAACAUGCCGCCGCCUCCGACGCCGGCAGGUGCGGCGGGGGUGCGUACGUCGGUGGGCGUGCGCACCUCGACGUCGUCGCACAUGACGCGGCCCGAGUCGCCGUCCAACGCCAACGGCGGUGCGGGGAUGAUGACGCGCUCGUCGUCAGUGACGUCCAUCCACAGCCCCGCUGCUUCGGGCCUAGGUGCGGACGUGAAGCUGACGCGGCUGUUGAGCGAGCAGGCGGACGAGAUCAAGAACCUGGCCAAGCAGCUCAACCACUGCGAAGCCGACCUGCAGGCGAACAUUGAUCUGGUGGCGACGCUCGAGGCGGCGCUGAACGACAGCGAGCGCAAUCUGCGCAAGAGCCGGGUGCAGCUGGCCGAAGUCACGCGCGAGCGCGAGCGCUACGCUGCCGAAGCGAACGCGAUGCGCACGCAGCUCAACUCGGCGCAGAGCGAGGUGGAGAAUGUGCGCCACAGCGUGCUGCUCGAAAAGCAGGGCUACGAGUCCAAGAUCGAGGAGGAACGUCAGGCGAAAGAGCGGGCGAGGAAGGCGUUGGAGGCGAGACUGGAGGAGGUGAGCAAGCGAAAGAGCAACAAGCUGUUCUGUCUGUAA
Messenger RNA from Moesziomyces antarcticus, 5439 nucleotides. Its product is annotated as kinesin-domain-containing protein. The transcript has a single exon. The record is from RefSeq and is a predicted model, not a curated record. NCBI's taxonomy places the organism in Eukaryota, Fungi, Basidiomycota, Ustilaginomycetes, Ustilaginales, Ustilaginaceae. Gene Ontology annotation, molecular function: microtubule motor activity; microtubule binding; ATP binding. Gene Ontology annotation, biological process: mitotic spindle organization; microtubule-based movement. Bases 1 to 5439 code for a protein of 1812 amino acids.